GAGCGUCUCUUUGCUCUUCAGAACUAGAUUGGGAAGCGAGGGGGUUCUUGUGGCUCGAGGGAUCUGCGCAAGAGGAUGGAGCUCUCCGUGAACGCGAAGCCCCCCAGCGCAGAGGGGCAGGGGGAGAAGAAGGAUGCGGCGGCCGCGCCGCCCGCCCCUCCGACCUACGAGGAGGCGACGGCCGGAGAGGGGAUGAAGGCGGGUGCCUACCCGCCGCCGCCGUCCGUGCCGCUCCAUCCCAGCUGGGCAUACGUGGACCCCAGCAGCAGCCCCAGCUACGGCAGCGGCGGCUACCCGGGCGACACGGAGAUGCUCACGACCUUCAGCUGGGACGACAGGAACGUGCGCAGGGUCUUCAUCAGGAAGGUUUAUGCCAUCCUGAUGGUCCAGCUCUUGGUCACUGUGGUUAUUGUCGCUUUCUUCACCUUCUGUGAGCCGGUCAAGGGGUACAUCCAGAUGAAUCCUGCCUGGUACUGGGCUUCCUACGCUGUUUUCUUUGUGACCUACUUGAUCCUGGCGUGCUGCUCUGGACCCAGGAGAUACUUCCCAUGGAAUCUCAUCUUGCUGAGCAUCUUUACCCUCUCCAUGGCUUAUCUCACUGGGAUGCUCUCCAGCUAUUACAAUACCAAGUCAGUCCUCCUGUGCCUGGGCAUCACGGCCCUGGUGUGUCUCUCUGUCACCAUCUUCAGCUUCCAGACCAAGUUUGACUUCACCUCCUACCAGGGUGUCCUCUUUGUGAUGCUCAUGGUGCUCUUCUUUGGUGGCAUCAUCUUGGCCGUGAUACUGCCCUACCAAUACGUCCCCUGGCUCCAUGUGAUCUAUGCCCUGCUGGGUGCCAUCAUCUUCACCAUGUUCCUGGCAUUCGAUACCCAGAUGCUGAUGGGGAAUCGCCGGUACUCGCUGAGCCCGGAGGAGUACAUCUUCGGAGCCCUCAAUAUCUACCUGGACAUAAUCUACAUCUUCUCCUUCUUCCUGCAGUUCUUUGGCUCCAGCCAGGAGUGAAUGCAGCAAGGCAAUGUCUUCUCUUGGCUGGCAAGGCGCAUGCUUAAAGGUUAAAAGGAAAAAGAUGAAAAGAGGGGGAGAAAAAUAAAACCCUACCCUUCCUGGCCCACUAGCAAGCUCCAUUCCAUCAGCUGGGCAAAGCCCCUGGGUUCCUUAUGCAGCUUGUAUAUAUGCUGUUAAAUGUCUGUGACCCAGAAAGCAAAGCAGGGCUUAAGUGUUGUGUCUCCUGCUCCUUCUGCUGCUGAGAUCAAGCCAGAUCGGGGACUGGGAGGCAUCAGGCCAAGGUCUUUCCCCAAAGGCUGCCAAAGUUUCCCGUCUGCGUCCUGCACGUUGCGGGAUGCUCAAGGGCUGUGAUCAGCUCUGCAAAGGGAAAAUCAUACUCGAAAAAAUGAAAGACAGGGAGUUGUGCUAAGAUUCUGGCAGGAAAAUGAGUAGAAUAAAAGGAAAAGGCGAGGGAAAUUCUCACAUCUCCCCUUUUUCUCUACCUGUGCUCCUUCCAUGGGGAUUAUGGCUCUGUGGUAUGCUCCCGAUAGGGUCUGCUUUGGGAAAGGCUGAGCACAGGAUCCCAUAGUCUGGAUGUCCUUCUAGCAAGCAGUCCUCUGGGCACAGAGGAACCUGUUGUUCAGGACAUGCAGCUUCUUUGAGGACAUCCAUAAUGCGGGAAGACUUGGUCUCUGUGACAAAAAAGGAUGAGAUUCUGUGACCCAUUGUAAGGAUCUUGAUGCCUUCGUGCCAGUGUGUUGAUGCCUGGACACGAAUGGCCCCAAGUGGUUCCUGUGCAGAGGCUAAGGCCAAGGUGAAUGCCCGUUGCUUGGAAAAGUGGGCACUUCUGCAUCUCCUCUUUCGCUCUGGCUGUCUUCCAGCUCUGCUCUCUCAAACAGGGAUGUCAGUGAGGGCACGGGAUGCCUCGGAGUGUGCAGGUAACUUUCCAUCUUCCCUUGCUCGCAUUCCCCUGUUUGGGGAUCAUCUGGCUAAUUUCUAACUGUAAAGCUCCAGGGGGAGAUAAGGGGCCUUUUGCUCGUAUUUAGAAAGCGAUCCUUCCCGCUGAUAGAAAGCCGUAUCUUCCAUCUCCUUGGGAAUGCCAGGGUAAGUGCGUCAGUGCGCUGCCUCGAGCAGUGCCGGCGCGCUAGCGGGCGGCUCUGCCAAAAGGCUCCAUGCUGCACAUUCCUCCUCUGCUGCUGCCCUGGCUUUUACCCCUCACAUGUCGUAUCCUCCUGGCGCACGUGCCCCGAGAUGGGCAGAGGAAGAGGAAAGUUACUGUGCAGGGAGGGAAAAAGCUCUUGCUAGCGAAGCUCCCACCUGGGCGUCCGCCUUUGAGUGGCUGCAGUGACAGCAGCGAAGGAACUGCUCCAAAAAAAACCCUUUCUGGGAUAGAGGAGACUAGUUAGGUAAUGGCAACGUGAGUCCAUGACCCACUGCCUUGAAUGUUGAGGAGCCAGGCCUGGGAGAGGGCAGAGCAUGGGAGAAGCCUCCAAAGCUCACGAAAUGGGAGUGCAGAAAGGGCAAUUCCUGGCUCAGGUCCUGCUCUUGUCGCAGCCUUACGGGUGCUCCUGAAAGGGCUUAGAGGGGAGGCCCAGCCUCUGCUCCGGCAAGCUGCGGUGUUGCUCUGAGCUGAAGUCCUGUAGGUGUUCCUGCUUUCCAGCUUUGGAGAGGGGGAAUGUGGCUGGAGUUAGUACAAUUCUCAACCUCGCAAAGUCCAAACAAUUGUCCCCUGGAAGACGCUGCAGCUCUGCAGCUGCCCCUUCUCUGCACGGGGCCUGGGCAGGAGAAGCCUGGUCUGCAGCCCUUGCUCUGUUGCCUGACGUGCAGUGGCUUUGCUGCCGCCUGAGCUCCUGUCACCCUCCCGGCUUUCCGCUCCCGUGUAGGAAAUGUCUGCAUGGCACCUGCAGCGCUUUCUCUGGGCCACCGACGUGGAGAUGUCUUGCUGUCCUCCUGUGUCCCCUAGCAGAACCACGGGGCUCCCUUCCUGCAUGUCUCCUGGGUCCUCUUCUGCACUGACUCCCUUACCCUUCGCCAUCACCCACCCAAGCCAGUGAGUAGUAUGGAAACAGAUGGAAAUCCCUGGAAAAAUGCAGAUUUUGGGCAAGUUCUUCCUGGGUUCUCCGACCCACUGGGCUGUUUCUCUUGCUCUGUGCAGAUGUCCUUUAUUGGAGGUCUGCAUCACCCAGCCCCUGGCUCUGUAUCCCCCUGCCUUUUGUCCGGCUGGUCCUGUGAUUUCAUUGUAAAUAGGAUUUUGUAUUU
Messenger RNA from Nothoprocta perdicaria, 3243 nucleotides. It is a transcript of the gene FAIM2, whose product is annotated as Fas apoptotic inhibitory molecule 2. The transcript has 12 exons. Gene Ontology annotation, biological process: negative regulation of apoptotic signaling pathway. Lineage: Eukaryota; Metazoa; Chordata; Aves; Tinamiformes; Tinamidae. The record is from RefSeq and is a predicted model, not a curated record. Gene Ontology annotation, cellular component: endoplasmic reticulum; Golgi apparatus; membrane. Bases 76 to 1002 code for a protein of 308 amino acids.